GUUGCAUCAAUUUCACACCAGUUGAAUUCCACCCCUCCGCCAAAAUCCGGCUAUUAGAUGUGACCACGAGGUUGAUCAGGAGAAGCCAUCAUGUCUUAAACGCAGAAGGGCCCUCUGGAGCCCUGCCCCCCCACCGUGGCCCACCCUCCCCCUCUCCCUCCCCCAUCCACCACCUUACCCCUUCUCCUAGUCCCAUCCAAAUCCCAGACCUCUCUGCACAUGUGCGAGACAGGCUACCCAACCCUGGCUCCCCACUGGCGCACCCCUCCCCUCCCUUUGGAGAGAUGAGCUUGCAGAAGCACCAGCAGCUGGGCCAUGGAAGUGGUGGAGUAAUGGGUUCUGAUCGGGACCUACAGUCCACUGCUUCCUCCAUCUCUCUGCCCUCUGUGAAGAAGGCCCCCAAAAAGAGGCGUCUCUCCCUGGCCUCACUUUUCAGGCGGCGAGGACGAGAGUCUAAAUCAGGGCGCCAAAGGUCCAGAGACUUCCAGCAUUCUGGACCUGGAGGGCUAGGAGGGGUGGAUGGCAUCGCCAGCAUUGAGAGUAUCCACUCUGAGAUGUGUAAUGACAAGAACUCUGCCUUCUUCUCUGUGGCUGGGACCGGAGCUGCCUCAUCUGCUGCUGCUGCCGCUGCCGCCUCCACCUCAUCUGCCUCGGGGCCUUGUUCCUCUACCCCCUCGUCCUCCAAGAUGGGGGGUGGGGUUGGGGCAGAGCUACUGGAGUGCCCGCUGUGCCUUCUGCGUCACUCCAGGGAGAGCUUCCCUGACAUCAUGACCUGUCACCACCGCUCCUGUAUUGAUUGCCUGCGCCAGUACCUACGCAUUGAAAUCUCAGAGUCCCGUGUCAACAUUAGCUGCCCUGAGUGCUCAGAGCGCUUUAACCCACAUGAUAUCCGUAUGAUCCUGGGUGACCGGACGCUAAUGGAGAAAUAUGAGGAAUUCAUGCUGAGGAGGUGGCUGGUAGCUGACCCAGAUUGCCGUUGGUGUCCUGCACCAGACUGUGGGUAUGCAGUUAUUGCCUUUGGGUGUGCCAGUUGUCCAAAAAUAACAUGUGAGAGGGAGGGCUGCAGUACAGAGUUCUGUUACCAUUGUAAGCAGCUGUGGCAUCCCAACCAAACUUGUGACGCAGCACGACAGCAGAGAGCCCAGAGCCUUCGUUUGAGAACGGUCCGCUCGAGCUCCCUCAACUACAGCCAAGAGAGUGGAGCUGCAGCUGAUGACAUCAAGCCAUGUCCGCGCUGUGCCGCUUACAUCAUCAAGAUGAAUGACGGCAGCUGUAACCACAUGACCUGUGCCGUCUGUGGCUGUGAGUUCUGCUGGCUCUGCAUGAAGGAGAUCUCAGACCUGCACUACCUGAGUCCGUCAGGCUGUACUUUCUGGGGAAAGAAGCCGUGGAGCAGAAAGAAGAAGAUCCUUUGGCAGCUGGGAACACUCGUGGGUGCCCCUGUUGGCAUUGCACUCAUUGCAGGGAUAGCUAUCCCUGCCAUGAUUAUUGGUAUUCCUGUAUAUGUAGGAAGGAAGAUCCAUAACCGCUACGAAGGCAAAGAUAUUUCCAACCACAAGAGGAACCUGGUGAUUGCUGGUGGGGUGACUCUGUCUGUCAUCGUGUCCCCAGUGGUGGCUGCAGUCACUGUCGGCAUUGGAGUUCCCAUCAUGCUUGCAUACGUGUACGGCGUGGUGCCCAUCUCUCUGUGCCGUAGUGGAGGGUGUGGUGUCUCAGCUGGGAAUGGGAAGGGAGUUCGCAUUGAGUUUGACGACGAGAAUGACAUGAAUGUUGGGAGCGGGGCAGCUGCUGCCGACACUACAUCAGUGGCAGAUGCCAGGAACAACCCCAGUAUAGGUGAAGGCAGUGUAGGGGGGUUGACAGGCAGCCUGAGUGCAAGUGGCAGCCACAUGGACCGUCUUGGGGCCAUUAGGGACAACCUGAGUGAGACAGCCUCCACUAUGGCCUUGGCUGGUGCCAGCAUCACCGGCAGCCUAUCUGGCAGUGCCAUGGUCAAUUACCUAAACAGGUUGGAGGUGCAGGCUGAUGUGCAGAAGGAGCGCUGCAGUCUCAGUGGUGAGUCUGGCACAGUCAGUCUGGGAACAGUCAGCGACAAUGCUAGCACCAAAGCAAUGGCUGGAUCCAUUCUUAAUGCCUACAUGCCUCUUGACAGAGAUGGGAACAGUAUGGAGGUGCAGGUUGACAUUGAAUCCAAACCCGACAAACUACGGCAUCACAGUGGCAGCAGCAGCAUCGAUGACAGCGGCCACGUUGGCCGCUGUAGCUGGACCUGUCCCUCCAAUGGCUGCACCUCCUCAGAGGGCAAAGGAACCUCCACUAAGUGGGCCAAAGAGGCCUCCUGCUCCUCCUCCUCCAGCUCUGGUGGCAAAAAGAGCAAAGGCAAGCUGCGCAAGAAAGGAGGAGGAGGCACAAAGAUCAAUGAGACACGGGAGGACAUGGAUGCUCAGCUGCUGGAGCAGCGCAGCACCAACUCCUCAGAGUUCGACUCUCCUUCUCUGAGCGGCAGCCUGCCAUCAGUGGCUGACUCCCACUCCAGCCACUUCUCUGAGUUCAGCUGCUCUGAUCUAGAAAGCAUGAAGACAUCCUGUAGCCAUGGCUCCAGUGGAGGCGACUACCAUACGCGCUUUGCCACCGUCAGUCCCCUACCUGAAGUGGAGAACGACCGCCUGGAGACCUGCCCCACUUCUUCAUCCUCUUCCCAGGGACAGAGUGCUAUGGUCACCCCACACUCCCCCACUUCCACCACCUCCUCCCUGGGUCAUGGCACAGAGCUCCCCCCUCUCUGCUUCAUAACAGAGGAGAAUGUCAACCUGGUGUGCCCCACUGAGCUGGACUCUCACAGCAACACCGGAGAGCUGCUGAAAGAAACCAACAACAACACCCACCAUCAUCAACCACAACACCCAGCCCAAACCCAGCAGCAGCCCAAGAACUCCUGUAUACAGACUGAUAUUUAAAAUCUCAAUACCAUAAGUGCUGCACACACACAGUUUUUAUUUAACAUCCUUUCCUCCACUAACAUAACAAUCAUAGCUCACAGUUUACCCGGGUUUUCUGUUAUUCCCUUGUAAAGGGAUGGUGUUAUUUUUGGGAUGGACGUCCUUGAUUAAAAAGCAGCCUUUGAGCAAAACAGAGAUCUGUGUGUAUCUGUGUCCACUGAGUGUCAGAAGGCUAUUGAAGAUAUUAAAAGGCUUCUGCAGUGCAUUCAUGUGAGAAAUGCUAAGGUUGUGAAUACUGGUGUUUCUCCCUGUGCAGCCCAUAAACUGCUGACAGAUUUUUGAAACUCACUCACUGGCCACUUAUAACAGAAGGCAGCCCACUGAUUUGGGUGUGUCCUAUUUAUCUGUGUAGACUAAAAUAAAAACCACUGUGCCAGUUAUGCUAGUAUUUGAUUUUUGGCUCUAUUGUCUGGAUGCAAUACCAUGCAGGAAUAUUAAAGGUCUCAACUAUUCAGAAGUGAACUCAAGCAGGGACCAGGCAAUAUGAUUCAUUCAUUUUAUUUUCCCCAAAAUGUAUUAGUAACAGGAGGAACGUCUGAGUUCUUAUCUGUAUUUAUUAUUAGACUGUUGGCUUGUUUUUGUUCUGGAUCUAUAUUUGAAAUGAAAAUGUCUAAGUCCAAGGCCUGGGCUGUAUGUCCUGAAUCAUUUUAGCUCUAAAACAGACCUAAAAACAACUGAGAUUGUUUUUAAAUGGAUGCACACACAACUGUUGUCCCAUUGUGGGAGAUGGUGCUCGCUGGCUGUUUAGCAGCUCUGUAACCAAUGAUUUAAGACCUGUAGCCUAAAAUCCUUGAGUGCAUAUUCUAGCACUAAGGUGAAUCAGGAAGCCCAGGCCUCAUCUGGCUCUGUGGAAAGUUCGUAAUGAUAUGUUGAGGGUGUGGGUGGGGGCUGUUGUUUGAAUUGAGAAAGGGUCUCUGGAAGGCCGCAGUUGUUGAGAUAAUGCUUAAAGUCAUUAUAGUAACAUUAACCAAUGGGUUGGUCAAUUCUGUGAAAUUGUACAAAGAAAUUGUUUUUGUCCUGUUCCAAGGUGAUUUAUUCAGGCUGAUGGUUUCGCCUCACUGAGUAAGAGAGAGCUUUGAUAUCUUUCUUUGUUAACUCAUGGUGCCUUCGAGAAGCUAUUUGUGUUCUGUUUGUCUCCACUGUGUUUUCUAGAUUCCAAACAACCACAACAACUCAUUGCAGAAUGUCUGACUGUGUAGGAGGGAUGGUUAUUCACAUACUGAACAUCCUGUGGUAGAUAUGUAAAUGAAGACUUUUCAAUUGCCUACCAAAGACAGCACUCAGGCUCUUGUUAAAUCUUAAACCUUUGACUUGUCAGCUGUAGAUGCAGUAUUGUGCAUCCUUUUAAAACCAUGGGGGAUGAGUGAUAAGAUCCAAGAUUAUACAGACAUACAGACUGCUGUUUUGUACAUGCUUCACAAAUGCUACGCAAAUAACCAAGGCUGUACAACAGCCCAAGGCACCUGCACUGUUACCUGUAUUUCUUACUACAUUGAUGUUUUGCAAUGCACAAAGGUUCAUGGGGAUACAGAGGUUUGUUAAUGGUUAUCUUCCCUAUUGAUUUGUCCUGUGAGUUCCUGUUUGUGUUGCCAAUCGGUGCUGCUGAGCAGACUUGAAGUUGAAUUCUUUAUUUCAGAGUGUUUGCUUAAGCCUGUCUUUACUGCUCUGUGGUCGGCUUUAUUGGGGCCACCGAGUCAGCUCAGGUGAAUUCAGCCAUUGAAUGGUAUCCUGACCCAGGUCUGUUACUGAAUGAACACUCAGUUUGGUUCUGUGGAUUAGGCUUUAUGCUGCACUUCUCCCUGCAUUACAGCAAAACGUUUUGUUUUUCCCCCCCUCAUUUUUCACCCAAAUUCUGUUUGUUUUUUUAAUCCUAAUUUGAACACUAGUGCCAGAUCUAAUUUGUAAUUUGUGUAGAAUUGCAUAAGGUAUUUGUAUAUUUGUUUGGAAAUUUGCUUUACUAUAUGCGUGUAAAUGCAUAUCAAAAAAUAAAAAAACCCAAAUGUU
Molecule: messenger RNA, 5003 nt
Organism: Archocentrus centrarchus (flier cichlid)
Lineage: Eukaryota; Metazoa; Chordata; Actinopteri; Cichliformes; Cichlidae
Product: E3 ubiquitin-protein ligase RNF19A
Exons: 9
Coding region: 285-2957 (890 amino acids)
Biological process (GO): protein ubiquitination
Molecular function (GO): zinc ion binding; ubiquitin-protein transferase activity
Source: RefSeq, a predicted model, not a curated record